AUGGUGGAUACAAGAGGAAAGAAGAAGAUGAAGGAGGUAGAGCCGUCGAGGGUGACCAACCGUAUAGUAUUGAGGUCGCGUAGUGAGGAAGCCGAGAAUGAGCGUCGACGUGCUAGACUUGUGGAGAAUCCUUCUCCCCCGCCUCCCGUGCCUUUUGACUUAGAUAGAGCCUUUGAGGGAGUGGAUGAGUAUCAUGGCAGUGAUGACAAUUAUGAUGACUUCCCGGAUGUAAAUGAUGCUUUCUUCGAGAGCAACCAUCCGAGUGCAGGUGGUUCUAGUGGACCUAGAUUAGAGCCCGAGGCUCCUUUUGUGUCUUCUUCGUCCUCUCGGUUUGUUCAUGUUAGACGUGGGCCUCGUGGUCGUUUUGAGUCAUCACGACCCGAUUCGGAGGAGGGCAGCACUAGUAAGAGGAAGAAGGCGAGAGAAGCUGAUUCGUGGAUUCUCGACAGGAGUGGGCCGGGGGGCCUAUCGAUCAUAGCCUGA
This is a messenger RNA of Linum trigynum, 483 nucleotides long. NCBI's taxonomy places the organism in Eukaryota, Viridiplantae, Streptophyta, Magnoliopsida, Malpighiales, Linaceae. The record is from the annotation of a GenBank genome assembly.